CCUAGGCCAGGGAGUGGAUGCGGGAAGCGCUGUAGCAGCUAGCGGCAUGGCGAGCACGGCCUCGGAGAUCAUCGCCUUUAUGGUAGCUAUCUCGGGUUGGGUGCUGGUCUCCUCCACGCUGCCCACCGACUACUGGAAGGUGUCCACCAUCGAUGGCACAGUCAUCACCACCGCCACCUAUUGGGCCAACCUGUGGAAGACGUGUGUUACCGACUCCACGGGUGUCUCUAACUGCAAGGACUUCCCCUCCAUGCUGGCUCUGGACGGUUAUAUCCAAGCAUGCAGAGGACUGAUGAUUGCUGCUGUCAGUCUGGGAUUUUUUGCUUCCAUAUUUGCACUGUUUGGAAUGAAGUGUACAAAAGUUGGAGGCUCAGAUAAAGCCAAAGCUAAAAUCGCUUGUUUGGCUGGAAUUGUAUUCAUACUUUCAGGACUGUGCUCUAUGACGGGCUGCUCCCUAUAUGCCAACAAAAUCACGACUGAGUUCUUUGACCCUCUUUAUGUUGAGCAAAAAUAUGAAUUAGGAGCUGCUUUGUUCAUUGGAUGGGCUGGAGCUUCACUUUGCAUAAUUGGUGGUGUUAUAUUUUGCUUCUCGAUAUCUGACAACAGCAAAACACCAAGAAUGGCAUAUGCAUACAAUGGAGCCACAUCUGUUUUGUCUUCUCGGACAAAGUACCAUAGUGGAGAAGGAGAUUUUAAAAACACAAGUUCUUCAAAACAGUUUGAUAAAAAUGCUUAUGUCUAAACAGCACUGCUCCGAAUCAAAAAUCCAAGUUUGCCAUUAAAAUGUGAACUGUUCAGAGAAUGAUUUCCAUCAAGGUUCCACUGUAAUUAACACAAACUAUUUUUAAAAUAUGAAUUGUUGCAUGUAUUGAUUUUAUGGAUGUAAAUUUUCUUACAUAGUUAUGUACUAAUCAUUUUCUGUUACGGCUUUCUUAUAAAAAAAUAAACAGGUUUACUUACCAGGUAUUUUAAUUGAUUGAUAAAACACCUAAACUAGGGAAUAUUUUGUCAAAUACAGUUUAUCCCACAGUAUUUCAAGUUAACCUUCCAAGGGACUCAAAUGAUGAAUGCUAUGACUUUCUGUUCAUUUUAAAAAGAAAACCAAAUAUACCUAAAACUUCAGCUACUUGAAGCUGGCUCCCACCCCAAAACAGUAAGUGCUUAAUAUUGUUGUUUGCUGUUCCUUCUUCCUUUUGGAAGAGGACCAAUGACAUCCAGAGGGUGAUGUCUUGGCUUGCUGUGAAUUGGAUGUAAGUGCUUAAUAAGAGCUUGAUGAACCCAAACUGAAGCUUAUUACCCAUUGGGAAGAUUAGAAUUUGUCUCUGAAACUGUUGAAGUCAAGUGGGGUAGAAGUUAGUGGCUUUAUAAGCCAUUUUUAUUUUACCACCUGUCAAAACAGUGACACUGAUUUGGAGAGUUGAGAAGGAACACUGAUGUUGGAGUGGAAACGAUCUUGACCAAAAUCCCACUGACAAUUAAGUCUUACAUAGUUUCCAGAGACACUUUCUGCUAGGGUGUACAGUUUUAACAUUUGGGGUCAACUGCAGUAAAAUAAUAACAAUAAUAGCUAGCAUUUAUACACCACUAAUAUUUGCCAAGUAGAUAUUAUCAUCUACCUCACAAGGUUGUUGUGAGGAUCAAAUGAGAGAAUAUUUGCGAAUCACUUAGCAGAGUGCCUGGCAUGUAGUAGGUG
This is a messenger RNA of Dromiciops gliroides (monito del monte), 1693 nucleotides long. RefSeq names its product claudin 10 (gene CLDN10). The transcript has 5 exons. Gene Ontology annotation, cellular component: plasma membrane; bicellular tight junction. The record is from RefSeq and is a predicted model, not a curated record. Gene Ontology annotation, biological process: bicellular tight junction assembly; cell adhesion. NCBI's taxonomy places the organism in Eukaryota, Metazoa, Chordata, Mammalia, Microbiotheria, Microbiotheriidae. Bases 47 to 742 code for a protein of 231 amino acids. Gene Ontology annotation, molecular function: structural molecule activity.